AUGUACCUGUCCAAUUACGAGUAUUAUUUCCUCCUCUCCCUGGUUAUAGUGCCAGUCUGCCUGUUCUUCAGACUGUGGUCUUGGCUGGGCUGGGAAUUAUUCGUCAAUAAUUGAAUUUCCACAUCAAAACAACAGUUUCAUAUUUAAAAUGUUCUUCCAUCCCUUAUAAAUGGCAUAAGUAUAUGUUAACAUAAAUGAUUAUGCGUUUCUCUUACCAAAAUAUACAAAUAGAUUUCCCUUAAUUAUAAGAGUUCAUUUUUGCAUUGACUUGACACUCGUUCUUCGUACAGACGAUAAUAAGGAAAUCAAAAAUAUAAAUUAUAUUUAUUAUUA
Molecule: messenger RNA, 333 nt
Organism: Diachasmimorpha longicaudata
Lineage: Eukaryota; Metazoa; Arthropoda; Insecta; Hymenoptera; Braconidae
Product: phosphatidylinositol N-acetylglucosaminyltransferase subunit Y-like
Exons: 1
Coding region: 1-114 (37 amino acids)
Source: RefSeq, a predicted model, not a curated record